CAGCAAAGCAACUGAGGGCUGUGGGGGAAAGAGCAGAGAACGUUUAAAAAUACUGACCUGGGUGAUCAAUGUAACUUCAAACCAGAUGAUUGGCUCUUGCAGCUGAAUCAGGAGAAGAGCGAAUCUCCGGCGCUCCGUCCUCAGAGAGUUUAACAGUGACUGAGGAGAGAGAAAAAAACUACAACGAACUCCCUGGGUAUCGGAGCAAAGGCUGAAAGGAAAAUAAAUUAUAUCCGCCCACAUUUAUAUUUCGCGAUAUUUCUAGCCUGCGACUGUAUGGAUGUGAAUAUUGUGCCAGAGAGACUGUAGAGAAUGGCCAGAACCAAGCAGACAGCGCGCAAAUCCACUGGAGGGAAAGCUCCCCGCAAGCAGCUGGCGACCAAAGCGGCCCGCAAGAGCGCUCCGGCCACGGGCGGAGUGAAGAAGCCUCAUCGCUACAGGCCCGGCACGGUGGCUCUGCGGGAGAUCCGCCGCUACCAGAAAUCCACCGAGCUGCUGAUCCGCAAACUGCCGUUCCAGCGCCUGGUGCGGGAGAUCGCUCAGGACUUCAAGACCGACCUGCGCUUCCAGAGCUCGGCCGUAAUGGCCUUGCAGGAGGCCAGCGAGGCUUACCUGGUGGGGCUGUUUGAGGACACCAACCUGUCUGUGGUCUGUGCAAUGUCUGGGAGAGGGAAGGGAGGCAAAGGCCUCGGAAAAGGCGGAGCGAAGAGGCACCGCAAAGUGCUCCGUGAUAACAUCCAGGGCAUCACGAAACCAGCCAUCCGGCGCCUGGCUCGCCGUGGCGGGGUCAAGCGCAUCUCGGGCUUGAUCUACGAGGAGACCCGCGGGGUGCUGAAGGUUUUCCUGGAGAAUGUGAUCAGGGAUGCGGUGACCUACACUGAGCACGCCAAGCGCAAGACGGUGACUGCCAUGGAUGUGGUGUAUGCUCUGAAACGCCAGGGCCGCACGCUGUAUGGAUUCGGCGGCUGAGCAACUCGUCCCUUUUCCAGCGACCCCAACGGCUCUUUUCAGAGCCACCCAAACCCUCCGAUUGAGAGCGGAGACCCGAGGAUGGGAAAAGGCAGCACAUAGGGAGUGGACAGUGUACUGCAGCUGGUUAUUUCAUUUCGAGAUAUUUGAUUUUGGAUCACUCUUUAAAGACAAUACAUAAAGUUCACGCUCAGCGUUACAGGAGUGAAAACAGGUAGAGCGGAGCAUUCACUUCGUUGCUGUCUCCUAUAACGAAUGUUUUACAUUUAAAAUAUCCCUUCAGUGCAGAUAGAGGCUUUUCAGCCGUUCGAGAAUACACUGAUAUUGCUGCUGAUUAUAUCACAUUGCGACUAAGAUACAGAAGUCGGCUCUGUCAUUCGAUCAUGGCUGAUUGGUUUCUCAACCCUGAUGUGCCUUCUCCCCUUGACCUUAGACCCUUUUUCUUACGAACACCUCUCUGUCUCGGUAACAAUACCAGUAUGUGUAGUUAGUUGUUAACACCAUGAAUAAUAAUGUGUUCUUCCAUGAGUUUUGGGACCCAGAGGCGAAUGAUACAUUUCACAGUAUUUGUACUUCAUUGACCCUUCCAGGAAUGAUUUGUUGUUCAGUUUUCACUCUCACAGCCGUGCCGCUGUUUUCGUGCCGUAUUCUUUCUAUCUGCCUGUUACAGACAGGUCUGGCAGCAAUUGCAAAUUGUGUGCGGGCUAAUUAUGGUCUGGGUGUAAUUUAAAAAAGU
Molecule: messenger RNA, 1705 nt
Organism: Stegostoma tigrinum
Lineage: Eukaryota; Metazoa; Chordata; Chondrichthyes; Orectolobiformes; Stegostomatidae
Product: histone H3-like
Exons: 5
Coding region: 313-969 (218 amino acids)
Cellular component (GO): nucleosome
Molecular function (GO): protein heterodimerization activity; structural constituent of chromatin; DNA binding
Source: RefSeq, a predicted model, not a curated record